Molecule: messenger RNA, 264 nt
Organism: Arctia plantaginis
Lineage: Eukaryota; Metazoa; Arthropoda; Insecta; Lepidoptera; Erebidae
Source: the annotation of a GenBank genome assembly
AUGAAGCUUUUAACUUUUCUUUUUGCACUUAUCAUCAUCGCACAUCUGGCAAAAGGUGCUGCGGUCAGAUAUACGCUCAGAGAUCUUUUAGAAGAGUCUGAAAAACAUAAAAGUCUGGAAACCAACUCCAUAGCAACUCAGAGUCUUCACGUGACUGCGACUUUGCGAGAUUGUAGCAACCCAACAUGCGAUGCCAUUUGUAAAGCUCUUGGCUUCGAUCAUGGCGCCUGUGAAUCUGCUUCCAUUUGUCAUUGUUACAACUAG